UGCAGUUUGAGAGUCCUGAGCGCUCCCCCAGUCUGUCCCGACAGCCAGCACGCCCCCCCCGGCCCUCCCCGGGCACGAGGCCGAUCUGCCCCCCCAGCCCAGGGCACGUGGACACCUCGCUGCCCCUGGAGAAGCAAGUGUGGUACCACGGCCCCAUUGGGCGCGCGGGCGCCGAGACACUGCUGGCACUGUGCCGCGAGGGCAGCUUCCUGGUGAGGGACUGCGAGACCAGCCCCGAGGAUUACUCACUGUCACUCAGGAGCAGCCACGGCUUCGUGCACGUGAAGCUGACGCGGACGCGGGAGCAGCACUUUGUGUUGGGCCGCGCUGGGGCCGCGUUCCCCUCCGUGCCCGAGGCCGUGCGGCAUUACACGGCGCGAGCGCUGCCCGUCCGCGGCGCCCGGCACCUCUCGCUGCUCUACCCUGUGGCUGCACAGCCACCCUGA
Lagopus leucura (white-tailed ptarmigan) is the source of this 446-nucleotide messenger RNA. Its product is annotated as SH2 domain-containing adapter protein D-like. Gene Ontology annotation, molecular function: phosphotyrosine residue binding. The record is from RefSeq and is a predicted model, not a curated record. NCBI's taxonomy places the organism in Eukaryota, Metazoa, Chordata, Aves, Galliformes, Phasianidae. The transcript is spliced from 3 exons. The annotation marks the transcript as partial.